Bacidia gigantensis is the source of this 1116-nucleotide messenger RNA. RefSeq lists its product as uncharacterized. Gene Ontology annotation, molecular function: misfolded protein binding. Gene Ontology annotation, biological process: protein quality control for misfolded or incompletely synthesized proteins. NCBI's taxonomy places the organism in Eukaryota, Fungi, Ascomycota, Lecanoromycetes, Lecanorales, Ramalinaceae. Gene Ontology annotation, cellular component: i-AAA complex. The transcript has 2 exons. The record is from RefSeq and is a predicted model, not a curated record. Bases 1 to 1116 code for a protein of 371 amino acids.
AUGCCUCCCAGCAUCCUCGCCGGCAUGCUCGGCCUCGUCUACGUCAACUACUUCUACAAAGUAUACAUCCUAGACCAGUUCGCCGCCUUCCCUGAACCAGUAGCACAACAGCUUCGCAAAGCAAUUUACUUCACGAAUAUGGACCUGCAGCCCCCGCGAGCGCUGAAAUACUACCAGCAAGCCCUUCAAUUAGCUGCGCAGAUGGGAAUGGAUCCGUUCUCUGACGCGAUCUUGGGGGUCAGGAUCGAGAUUGCGUUUUUGUUCGAGAAGGCGAAUGCGCGGCCGGCGGCGAUUAGAGUUUUGGAGGACAUGAGGGAGAAAAUGUCGGAUUGGCUUGAGAAGAGGGAUGAGGAGGGAAACGUUAUUGGGGAACCAGUGGAAGCAAAGCCGGGAGAGGAAGGUGGCGAAGAAGAUGCGGAGAAAGUGCUGGAAAACGUGAGGUAUAGAAGGUUGAGGAGAACGGAAGUGCUGAAAAAGACUGUGAGGAUAGCGGGGAGAUUGGGGGAUUUUUACUCCGAGGGAGUGGCGCUGGAUCCGGAAUUGGCGGAGGAGAGGAUGGUGUGGGCUGUCACGGCGCUGCUGAGAGAGCAGAAGAGGAGGGACGAUGUAGGCGUGAAGGAUGGGGAGGGAGAGUGGUUCGGACAUGAAGAGGUCCGCGCAGCACUCGAGUCGCUGGGGACACACUACGCUUCUCAAAGGAAAAAUUAUCUUGCCGCCCCUCUCUUCCUUCAAGCCCUUGGUGUUGGCGGAAACAAAGACUGCCACGCUGUCGUCACCAUGAAUAAUCUUGCCGCAGCUUUAGCGUUACAAAACCCGGGGAUGAUCUCAGGCCAGCCUGCGGCAUCUGCUACUCAACAACUUGACGAUGCUAGUACGUGGGCUAAAAAGGCGCUGCAGCUCGCACAAGAGAUACGACCACCGCAACGGACGGAGGAAUGCGAUGAGGGCUGUGCAGUUGCUACAGUCAAUCUAGGUGAUUUUGCUGCACUCGGAGGCAACACUCUACAGGCGAGGGCGUACUACAUAGAGGGCAAAAGCUUGAGCAAAGGGAUAGGGUUUCAAGAAGGUGUCGCGAGGGCAGAUAAGGCUUUGAUGGAUAUGAGCAAACAGAGGUGA